Besnoitia besnoiti is the source of this 3471-nucleotide messenger RNA. RefSeq lists its product as uncharacterized. Lineage: Eukaryota; Apicomplexa; Conoidasida; Eucoccidiorida; Sarcocystidae. The transcript has 4 exons. Bases 1 to 3471 code for a protein of 1156 amino acids. The record is from RefSeq and is a predicted model, not a curated record.
AUGCUGGGACGGCGUUGCUCCUAUGACAGCUUUCUUCCUCCCCACCACGGCCAGAAUGGGAACGGGUUUGGAGCCCUCUCCUUUGACCCCACGAUGGCAAACCUCAUCGCACGAGCAAACUCGCAAGGUCAGGCGGACCAGCUGGCAUCCAGAUUUCCGUCGCUGUCUUCAAAAGGCUCCGGCGACUACAACGGGUCGCGCGACCUGUUCGUUCAUUCGGGAAUUCCGUUUCUUUUAGACAGCCAAGGGGGCAGUUCUGCAGGAUCAGAUAUGCCAAGUGGAGGCGGGUUUGGUACAGAUUCAACUGUUGGAGGCCACGCAGACAUCUUGGCAAAUGCUUCGGGACAGCGGCAUGGACUCAGACGGGCUGGAACAGAUAGCAGCUGCGGGGACCGACCGUCGCGUGGACACAGUUUCUGCCGGACUGAUUCAGCGGGGUCGGAUCAGCCUCUUAUACUGCUUUCGAAGACGGAAGACUCUACUUCAUUUGGGGCUGGCCAGUUGGAAGAGGGUGGCCCGCUUUCUUUCUUUAGUCAAGGUCCGUCAGUGCUUCAGACAUCGGAAUCCGAGGCCAGUUCCUCGUCAAUGAGUACAUUGCCGAGGCCAACCUUUUCUGUGGUGGACUCGUGUUCCACGACAGGCAGCAUGGAGAACCUAAUGAACCAAACUGGAAAUUCCGCUCAGGUGCAGGGCCCGGGAUCUCGCUUCGGUGAGCGAGUGCCACAGAUAUCUCAAUCGCCUGCUUCAAGUGCGUCGAACAACCAAGGGAGUCGGGGCGACAGCUUCUUUUCAGCCCCGGCUCAGCGACCACAGAUCAAUAGAACCGACGAUUCACAAAGGGCAUCCGUGGGAAGUGUGCCAGCUGAGUACUUGGGGCCGUGGCAGGGGAACACGCAGAUGCAGGUGGCGCCCGAACAAUAUCGCGUCGUUUACCCGCAUCAAAGUCAGGUUGCGGACGGGCAGAGAAAGUGGGAAGCAGGCGCAGGACAAUACCAGGCUCCUGCAGGCACGCCUUACGCGGGAACUGCGUACCACUGGUCCGCAGAUUGGUUCGGUGCAGAACAGCGACAGCAGCAGCACAGCGGUACCGGGAAAGGCAGUGUGUCUUUCGGUCAGAAUGGCUCUGAAGGCGCUAGCGAAGGUGUUCUAAACAAGAUCGAGGAUCACACUAGAGAUUCUGGGGUGAUGUCGCUGACAACUGAUGCACACUUCUCGGCAGGUCAAUCUGAAGCUGUUUCGCCUGCAUCAUCCGCCCCUUCGGACAAAAGCUCUGUCGUCCGUCGAGUGGCUGCGGUUGAUGAGCUCGCGUCAUCGGCCCUAGAGGGGGGACAGCAUGGGCUGUCGCCAGCGGGUAGCAUUUUCAGUUCGUCAACGUCUUCUUUGGCUGCACCGACUGGAAACUGUACUGCAACAACUUCGACUGGCAUCUCGGCCGAGGCCAGCUGUCAUGGCUCACUCGCGGCUCCUGAUGAAGCUAGUAUUGUGCCGAGUCGAACUACGGGUACCAGCACUAGCAGUGAAACGGGUGACUCGCAUUCGGAGGGUGGAGAAGGGUCUGAAGGUGGGGAUCGGUGCAUUACAGAGCUCACGAAGGGGAACAGGUGCAUACGUGGAGCUCCUCGAGCCACAGUGCAGCAACUAUAUGGUCAGACGUAUGAUUUGGAGGCGUUGGCGCUCGAGAUUGAUCGCACGUCGCUGGAUGCAAUGGACACAGGGGAAAUCAGGAGAGACUACUACCCGGGAGUAAAGUUCCCAGUUGGAGAUCUAGGACGCAAGCUGCUGUUGAUCGCCGUGCGAGAGAAAAUGGAGGCGGGUACUUGCGGGCAGCUAAAAUUCCUGACGUUAACUGACUUAUUCCGGUUGGCGUAUGAGCUGGGCAUGUGGAGCUUCGCAUUGAAAGUAUCGAUGGCGUACAAAGCGGGAGGCCUCCGUAUCCCCAAGGGCGGUUUGGGAAGCGGCGCAAGAGGAGGAAGUGGAAGGGAUGAGCUGUGGUGUGCCAAGGAGAACCGGCGACGCCGAAAGGGAAGAAAAGGAAAUCGAUCCAGAACGAAAUCGGGGAACAGCCGGGUUGCUAAAGCAGAGCAUGACGACGAAGUAGAAGAUGAAGAUGAAGAAGAGCCCGUGGGAAAUAUUGAGUGGCCCUUGCCCGGACGGUUUCAAGGAUCCAGCGACGUGGUUUACCCUGCUGAAGGAAAAAGUGACGUUAAUGUGGGGCGUUUUGCGAGCGAGGCGGAUAGCGAAGGAGAGAAAGAAUGGAGCUUGGAAGAUAGAGCAGCGAACUAUCCUCAUCGCAUGCCGGGAGGACAGCUCGAGAGGGGGGAACCAACUGAGGCGGGUCAGCUCGGAGGACAGUCAGCGCGAGCUCACUCAGAAUUCGUUGCAGGCCGCGAGCCCGUCCAUUUCACCGGAUUUCUCACGGAAGAAGAAUCCCAUUCCGUGGCUCAUGAACGACAACUCACGGGUGAACAGGUGUCACAGCAGUCACAAACAGUAGAAGGGCAGUGGGACUUUCACAGUCUGAUGAACCGGGAAAGGGGAGGUGGAGCGUCUCAGUGGCCAAGCCAUGUGCAGCUACGAGAUGAGGAAGCAGGUGUGGAAGAUACAGAAACUCAGUCAUUGAAGCACCUGCGUACAGGAGGAAGGCCCACCCGAACUAAGCGGGGUAAAAAGCGAACGCGAGGUAGAGCUUUCGAAGGGAACGAAGACGGAACGAUGAAGUGGGACACAGAUGGGCAAGGCUCGAUGGUGGUGAGGUACGACAGCGAGCGUUCAGUUGAAGGUUCGUUCAACGGAGGCAGCAGUGUCUCGGCGGAAGGGCAACCUAGUACCGGAAUCGGGUUCAUUCAUCCGGAGUCCGAAGAACUCGAACCGGCUUCGAUGAUGGCGGGAGAAACAGGUGCCCGAGCGAGCGCAUUAAAAACGGCUAGGCUGGACGGAGGAUCAAGCCGCAGCUUCGGUCGCGACGGCGGAGCUGCAAGCGCAAGCUUUCAUAUGGCACCGGCCGCGCAGGGAUUUCAGUCUCUUCAGACGGGGGGUAGCCCUGACGUUACACUUCUAUCACCGGGCCAGGUAGCAAGUCUGUCCAGCGCUGCCGAUGGACGGGAACUGAGUGCCACGGUGGGCGGCCUGCUGCCGCCACCCUCUGAUGCAGUAGAUAGUAACUGCCACGGGUCGAGCCCUCUGGCAGACUUUGGGACGGCAGACUUGUAUUUUUACGGGCAGCUGGGAGACGGCCGCCAGAGGGCCGUUGCUUCAGCAGACAUGGACGCCUCCACUCUUGGGGGGGAGAGGAACGGGGAUCUCAAGGCCUUCGGACCGCCGGCAGACGGGGCCGAGUACAGGUUAGAUGGACGGCACCCGAAUGACGAAGAAGGCGGAGAGCAAUCCAUGAGAGGUGCCCGAGCGUUUUGCCGCGUAACUGACCACCGCGAUGUCACACUCGGCGACUGGGCAGACAGGAAUCCAGCGUAG